This is a messenger RNA of Folsomia candida, 951 nucleotides long. RefSeq lists its product as uncharacterized. The record is from RefSeq and is a predicted model, not a curated record. NCBI's taxonomy places the organism in Eukaryota, Metazoa, Arthropoda, Collembola, Entomobryomorpha, Isotomidae. The transcript is spliced from 3 exons. The coding region runs from base 436 to 951 and encodes 171 amino acids.
CUUCGCCGAAAGUACAAAAACGUUCUCAAAACGUUGCCUACACCAGAACAACCAGUGGCGCCCCGAAUUGGACGAGACUUGAAAUUCUCACCCGUGGAGUAUUUACGUGACCUCUAAGCUCGGCACAUUCCUUAAAAUUGUUACUCAACCUGGGACCUACGCCCUUAGAGUUGUAACUUGACGGUGACAUGGAAGGCGCUUCUACCUUAUGAAAUAAAGCCUCAUGUUUGCCUAGAGCCCGCAAAGCGGGCUACGGAGACUAGUUAUGGAAUAAAUGAUCGCAGGAUAUUUUCGCGCGAAAAUCACGUGCCCACUUGAUUACAUUGGGAGCGGGGUGAAAUUCAAUUUAAACCUGCGAUCAGUUAUUCCUUACUGCCCAAUACACGCCACCACUAUUCUGUUUUUUACACAGAUUCUAACGAGUCAAGGAACUUCAUGAAUUUUGCGGCAUUUAAUGGCUUUAAAGCUGUUCAAAGAUAUAACAGAGGUACCCUCGCGGACGAAAUUUUUGGCCGGGCAGGGAUAAAGAUUGUGACCACCUCUGCAGCUGCUGAACUAGAUGUAGAAGGUGUCCAGAUAAUAGCAUCUGGGAAAACGUCGAGAACCGUUAUUGGAACAGUAAAGUCAGGGGCCCCAAACAGCAUUCGUGAGCCGUCCUUGCUGGCAAUAGAUAAUUUUUUCUUUCGUGGAGGAGUCGAAUUAAACCACCAGCUAUACUUUUUCCACUCUUUUACCAAAUUUCCACCGCUCGACCAAGUAAUUCAAAUAUUGACAAAAGAGACCGAUUUCAAACUAUUAGAACUAAAAAUGUCUGACGCGUAUCAGAAUGUUAGCCAGAACAUGAUUGUUUUGAGGGGUCUGUCGGAAAACAAUAACAAGGGCAUGCUGGGAAAAGAACAUUUCCUGGAAUUAAGUGGAAUCACCAUGUUGGGAGGGGUAAACCUGCAUUGA